GGCGGGCUGCGAUUGGCCGCGUGGGCGCGGGCUGAGCAGCGGGUAGGCUUGCCCGUGCCAACGCCCUUUAGCGCUGGCUCUCGCCGGAGACGGGAGCGGCUCUUUCUCUCCGCCACCGCCCCGAGCGAGGCAGCCGAUCGGGUGGCGCCCGCGGCCCGGCCUAGCGCAGCGGACUCAGGUUUUGAGGUGCAUUCUCAGGUCGGUAGUGUGACAUCCCCAGCUUCUCCUGCUUUUCCUACUGUGCUGCUCUUGCCCCACUGCCAGCCACCAUGGAUAAGACCGAGUUGAUCCAGAAAGCCAAGCUGGCUGAGCAAGCUGAGCGCUACGAUGACAUGGCCACCUGCAUGAAGGCAGUAACGGAGCAAGGGGCCGAGCUGUCCAACGAGGAGCGCAACCUACUCUCAGUCGCCUACAAGAACGUAGUAGGGGGCCGACGCUCUGCCUGGAGGGUCAUCUCUAGCAUUGAGCAGAAGACAGACACCAGUGACAAGAAGAUGCAGCUUAUCAAGGACUAUCGGGAGAAGGUGGAGUCUGAGCUCAGGUCCAUCUGCACCACUGUGCUGGAGCUGUUGGACAAGUAUUUAAUAGCUAAUGCAACUAAUCCAGAGAGCAAGGUAUUCUACCUGAAGAUGAAGGGAGACUACUUCCGAUACCUUGCUGAAGUUGCCUGUGGUGAUGACAGGAAACAAACAAUAGAAAACUCACAGGGAGCUUAUCAGGAGGCAUUUGAUAUCAGCAAGAAGGAGAUGCAGCCAACACAUCCGAUUCGCUUGGGUCUAGCUCUUAACUUCUCUGUAUUUUAUUAUGAGAUUCUCAACAAUCCUGAGCUUGCCUGCACACUGGCAAAGACAGCGUUCGAUGAGGCUAUUGCAGAACUUGAUACACUGAAUGAAGACUCAUACAAAGACAGUACUCUCAUCAUGCAGUUGCUUAGAGACAACCUAACAUUAUGGACAUCAGACAGCGCAGGAGAAGAAUGUGAUGCUGCAGAAGGGGCAGAAAACUAAAACUGCACGUGGGGCGUCAUUCUCCCUUUCCUUCUCAAGAAACCUUUUUACACGUCUCCAUUCCUUAUAGCUCCACUUGGAUUUCCUAUAGCAAAGAAAACCCAUCCAUGUGUAUGGAAAUCAAUUUAUAGUCUUUUCACACUGCAGCUUUGGGAAAACUCCAUUCCUUGAUUUGUGUUUGUCCUGGCCUUCCUGGUGUGCGGUUACUGCUGUAGAAAAGUAUUAAUAGCUUCAUUUCAUAUAAACAUAAGUAACUUCCAAACACUUAUGUAGCGGACUAAAGUGUACCUGGUAUUUAAAGACAAAUCUGAACCAGUUCCUGCCAGUUGACUGUGUUUUGUAUUACAGUAAGAUAUGAAAAUGUAGUUAAUUGCAACUAAAGAGUGUUCCACAUAGCUUUUAAUUCUCCACAUUCCCUUCUUAUUCUGCAGGGUUUCCUUUCCAUAAUUGACUUUCACAUGCUACUGUGUAUUCUUUUCAGUAGGAAUAUGGAAGUACUGGGCCAGAUCAAGUUGAGCAUUUCUAGUUUGGAAAAUGACAAAUUGAGUCACUUCCUGUAUCAUGUAAUACAGAAGCUUGUGUGUCUGAGAACAGGGGCUUCUCUUAUCCUUCAGUUGCUGCUGUUUAAGUUGGUAUCCCUUCCCAAUAAAAGUUCACUUACACUCCUGCCUUCAUAGUUCUGGUAUUCACUUUACUAUGUAUUAGAAGCAGCAUGUUACUGCCGGAGUGCAGGCAGUGCUUUUUGGCAGACUAAAGUGCAUGUCAUUUCUUAAUACACUGGAAUGGGAAAACCAAUUGAAGUUCACAUGUCCAAGUAUAAAAUUUAGUACUUUUCCAUGCAGGUUUGUGCACAUGUGAGAAGGUGUCAAGUUUGUCCAGUGAUUGUUAUUUAGAGAGUUUGGACCACUAUUGUGUGUUGCUAAUCAUUGAUUGUAGUCCCAAAAAAGCCUUGUGAAAAUGUUAUGCCCUCUGUAACAGCAAAGUAACAUGAAAUAAAAUUACAUUUUAUAAACCACUUACUGUUGACUUGUAACAAUUCCAUGUAAUCACUUAAGGGCUAAACUUAAAUGUAAGUAUCUUGUGCUACGAGUGUCUUCGCAAAUUUAGUGUACUUCUAAAAAGUCUGCUGUUAAAAGAACUCAUUUCAUAUUUGAACAGUGUUCAUUUAUGAAUAUAUCCUGGAUAACUUUUCUUAAUUAAGCUGACAUGUGGACUUCUUAACUGAAUCUGCCGGAGUUAAUGGCUUCGCCUCAAUAAUUACUUAAGA
This is a messenger RNA of Calypte anna (Anna's hummingbird), 2274 nucleotides long. RefSeq names its product tyrosine 3-monooxygenase/tryptophan 5-monooxygenase activation protein theta (gene YWHAQ). The record is from RefSeq and is a predicted model, not a curated record. The transcript has 6 exons. The coding region runs from base 270 to 1007 and encodes 245 amino acids. Gene Ontology annotation, cellular component: cytoplasm. Gene Ontology annotation, biological process: signal transduction. NCBI's taxonomy places the organism in Eukaryota, Metazoa, Chordata, Aves, Apodiformes, Trochilidae.